AUGUCACGACAGUUGUCUCGAUCCUCGCUUUCCCGGCAUAACUCCGGUCGUACCUCGCCUGUAUCGAAUAACUCGGCAUUCAGCAAUGGUCCUAUGUCCUUUUCCCGACGUUAUUCCGCAGGUGAUAGCUCCGACGAGGAGGUGCCUGAACCCAAGUUCAGCGCCUCCGUCAAGGCAUUGUUGGAAGGAGACGCUCUGAGUUUGGAUACUUCUCCACGCCAGGAGACCAGCGCCAAAAGAAACAGCUUUCUUGAAAAGGAUCAUGGUUCUUUCUCAAUGGCUGCUAGACCGGAAAGACACGUUCGAGUUGCUUCUCCUCAUGAGCAGUCUACCGGCAGUCCUGCCCCGCGAGUAGUGCGAGUUGGAUCUGUGCGAGUGGCUUCGAAAGAAGAAGGCGCAGAAUCAGACUGGAGGGAGCGCUCGAAUGACUUUAUUACCCCGGCGCCACGAACACGCAGUGUCCGAAUUACUGGGUCAAGAAGUAGCACACGUUCGCCGUCGUCGAUAUCACCAACUCAGAAGCGGUCUUCCGAGAAAGACAGCUUAGGCCACAUGAACGGUUCAGAGUUCUCCAGCGACGAGAAAAGGGCUCGUACGGAUGAAGAAUACGCUCCACGAUUGGGUACUGCGUCAGUACUCCGGACACGCCCUGGGGAAGAGCCUGGCUUGCAUAGUUCACUCCGUGUCAAAAGAGUUGGGAGACUCACCGGCUCAUUCCUCAAUGGACCUGCCAGGAGAGGAGUCCUGCGAAGACAGAGUGAGGAAAACAAUGAGCCCGCACCAGAUGAAAAGGAAACUCCAGACAGAGAGUCCGGUUCUCCGAAUACAAACAAGGAUGAAGUCGGCUCCUCUGAGCAACCUGCCAAAACCUCUACAUCACCAAGAUUAAGAUUGAUCGACCCCGAAGAGAAGCCUGGAUCAACUGCUCCAGAGUCAAACGACGGACCAUUUUCAGGACAGUCCUAUGGAUCGCAAUCUCGAUCCACCCCGGGGACAGCUUCCGAUGGCUCCUCAAAAUCAGCAAGAGCAAGCGCGCAGCCCGUAUAUAGAGUUCCCCCUCUACCAUCCAUGCCCGCCACAGAAGAUCCAGAAAACGAUCCGCCGCCUACAUUCAAGAAAGUUAAGUCUUCAGGUUUCAGCCUCUUGAAUAAACCUGAAAAGUUUUCUGUCAUAUAUGAUGAUGACAAAAAGCCUUCCGAUGAACCUCCGGCCACCGUCUCGCCCCGAAAGCCCCUAUCUACGCGAAGUAGCAACACUCCGCAUCGAGCGGCGCCGCCUCCACCACCCAAGAUGUCGGUACUGGAGACGGCAACAGCAACGGGAGGUGCAGCGACGACGGCAUCGCAGUCUCGCAAGAAGCGGAACCAGGUGUCAAUCAACCACAAAGUGUUUACCCGCUUGGAUUGCAUUGGGCGGGGUGGGAGUUCGCGUGUCUACCGGGUGAUGGCAGAAAACUAUAAGAUCUUCGCCCUCAAACGGGUAAAUCUGGAGGAUGUUGACCCCCUCACUUUGGCCGGUUAUAAGGGCGAAAUCGAUCUGCUUAAGAAGCUCGAAAACGUUGAUCGAGUAGUUAGGCUCUUCGAUUGGGAAAUCAACUCCGAGAAGCACACUCUCAGUGUUCUCAUGGAAAUCGGCGAGUCGGAUCUGGAAAAGAUCCUGACGUAUCGCCUCAAUGCGGAAGAUGCCGUCUUCGACAUAAGCUUCACUCGGUACUACUGGAAGGAAAUGCUGGAGUGUGUCCAGGCCGUCCACAAGUUCAACAUCGUGCACUCCGACUUGAAGCCGGCGAACUUUCUUCUUGUUCAAGGCCGACUGAAGCUGAUUGACUUUGGCAUUGCAAAUGCAAUCCAAGACAACACUGUGAAUGUGCAUCGCGAGCAGCAAGUUGGAACGCCUAACUACAUGUCUCCGGAAGCCCUGAUCGACUCCAACGCCGCCCUGGGUCUGCCGGCAAGCGUGGGGAAGAUGAUGAAAUUGGGUAAACCCAGUGACGUGUGGAGUCUUGGAUGCAUCCUGUACAAGAUGGUUUAUGGGCAGCCGCCAUUCGCCCGGAUCGCAAAAUACUAUGAACGGAUCAUGGCGAUUCCCAAUCCCAAAGUUGCGAUCGAGUUUCCGGCCUUUGCCAUUGGAGGGGUGACUGUUCCUCCGGGGCUAAUGCGCACCAUGAAACGGUGUCUGCAACGGGAUCAGACACUUCGCCCGACGGUGGAGGAGCUUCUUAGCGACCGGGAUCCAUUCCUGUAUCCUGAGGCGCAGCUGGAAGGAACCGUCCCUGUUUCUCAGGAGAUGUUGAGCCGGAUCUUGACGAACGUAGUGAAUCACUGUCGGAUCCGUGGCAUCCCCAAGGACGAAGAAGUCGCUGCAUGGCCAGCCGGGUUUUUCACGAAGAUCAAAGCUGCACUUGAAGACGACCAAAACCGUUAA
Rasamsonia emersonii CBS 393.64 is the source of this 2424-nucleotide messenger RNA. RefSeq names its product Checkpoint protein kinase. NCBI's taxonomy places the organism in Eukaryota, Fungi, Ascomycota, Eurotiomycetes, Eurotiales, Trichocomaceae. Gene Ontology annotation, biological process: protein localization to kinetochore; meiotic spindle assembly checkpoint signaling; chromosome segregation. Gene Ontology annotation, cellular component: nucleus; spindle; kinetochore. Bases 1 to 2424 code for a protein of 807 amino acids. The transcript has a single exon. The record is from RefSeq and is a predicted model, not a curated record. Gene Ontology annotation, molecular function: ATP binding; protein serine/threonine/tyrosine kinase activity; protein serine/threonine kinase activity.